Messenger RNA from Cladocopium goreaui, 1092 nucleotides. Lineage: Eukaryota; Dinophyceae; Suessiales; Symbiodiniaceae. The record is from the annotation of a GenBank genome assembly.
AUGGCGGACCAAGCUGUUGUUCCCUCUGAGAGGGAUUCAUCUGAUGAGGGUCCGGCAAGUCCUGUGAGGGGGCGUCAGCAAAAAGCAUGGGAGGUCAUCUGCAAGCAAGCGUUGGAUCCCAGUGAGUCAUUGAGGCGUGCGGGGCAGAAAUGGCUUCAGCAACAAGGCAUUCUCCAUAACACUCUGACGGCUUCAUCUGACAAGGGUGUGAAGACCUUGAUAGCUCGAUGCUCCAGCUGUUUGAGUUGCAGUAAACAGUGGUGCUUUUCCAACAGGGAGGGUCAGCUCCAGGUAGAGACAGUUGGUUUCUGUUCUGGUGACAAAGAUUUAGAGCGACUGAAACGCUCGCAUGCUAGGGCCUUCGCCAAGGAUCACACUCCUGGAAGGGCAUUGAAAAAGAUGUCAGAAGCCAAGAUCCCAAAGGAUGAGCGACCAGAAGUUUUCCAGCUCAAGAACCGGAGGCCGAAGAAAGAGCAAACUGGCCCUACGGAGCAUAGUGUUUCGUGUUUGGGGGAUCUUCGAGAGUUUGUUUCGGAUCCGCCAGCUGGCGUGACUGUUUUCCAUGACAGCAUGGUUUUGGAAAAAGAGAGGGUUGUGCUUGCUUUUGGUUUGAAGGAGGGCAUCAAUGAGAUUCUUCAGGAAAAAAGCUUUCCUGCUUUUGACGAGGUUGCCCAACAUUUUGCAGCAAAACUCUUGCUUGAACAGACAGAGAAGCUGGGCGUUCCACUGAUGCAGCCAGAUCCAGAUGAUGCUGAUGCGUCGAGUGAGUGGGAUGAGAAGCAAUUGAAAAUGGCUUGCGAGUUGUCUUGCAAGACAAUGUGGAAAUGGAGAAGUAUUUUGAGGAAAGCCGCCGAGUUCUCACCCGUCAGCCUUGCUUUGGAACACAGCAAACUUCGUGCGGAGAUUGUGGCCUAUUUGCGCGGAUUCGGAUCUGAGUUCAAGCCGUGGUUUGACACCCAUUUCCAAUCAUAUGAUGCCGACCUGGCCGCGAUGUCUCGAGAAACUACCUACGCAGCGUGGGGCUUUCCUGUGGUGGUGGCUUGCUAUGUGAAAGGCCGUCACUAUGAAGCAACUGCUUCGCUCGACGCGUGA